AUGUUCAUUUUUUUUCGAUCCAUGUCUCGGGUUCAUUUUUUUUCGAUCCAUGUCUCGGUUCAUUUUUUUUUUCGGUCCAUGUCUCAGGUUCAUUUUUUUUCGAUCCAUGUCGGUUCAUUUUUUUUUCGGUCUCAGGUUCAUUUUUUUUUUUUCGGUUCAUUUUUUGUCGGUCCAGGUUCGUUUUUUUUUUUUCGGUCCAUUUUUUUGUCUGGGUUCAUUUUUUUUCGAUCCAUGUCUCAGGUUCAUUUUUUUUCGAUCCAUGUCUCGGGUUCAUUUUUUUUUUUCGGUUCAUGUCUCGGGUUCAUUUUUUUUUCGGUCCAUGUAUCGGGUUCAUUUUUUUUUCGGUCCAUGUCUCGGGUUCAUUUUUUUUUCGGUCCAUGUCUCGGGUUCAUUUUUUUUUCGAUCCAUGUCUCGGGUUCAUUUUUUUCGAUCCAUGUCUCGUCGGGUUCAUUUUUUUUUUCGGUCCAUGUCUCGGGAUCAUUUUUUUUCGGUUCAUGUCUCGGGUUCAUUUUUUUCGAUCCAUGUCUCGGGUUCAUUUUUUUCGAUCCAUGUCUCGGGUUCAUUUUUUUUUUUCGGUCCAUGUCUCGGGUUCAUUUUUUUUUCGGUUCAUGUCUCGGGUUCAUUUUUUUUUCGAUCCAUGUCUCGGGUUCAUUUUUUUUUCGAUCCAUGUCUCGGGUUCAUUUUUUUUUUUCGGUCCAUGUCUCGGGUUCAUUUUUUUUCGGUUCAUGUCUCAGGUUCAUUUUUUUCGGUCCAUGUAUCGGGUUCAUUUUUUUUCGGUCCAUGUCUCGGGUUCAUUUUUUUUUCGGUUCAUGUCUCGGGUUCAUUUUUUUUCGGUCCAUGUAUCGGGUUCAUUUUUUUUUCGGUCCAUGUCUCGGGUUCAUUUUUUUUUCGGUUCAUGUCUCGGGUUCAUUUUUCCUUACGGUUCAAGUUUGUAGCGUAAAAUCGAAAUAA
This is a messenger RNA of Acanthosepion pharaonis, 951 nucleotides long. NCBI's taxonomy places the organism in Eukaryota, Metazoa, Mollusca, Cephalopoda, Sepiida, Sepiidae. The record is from the annotation of a GenBank genome assembly.